Molecule: messenger RNA, 1791 nt
Organism: Rhizoctonia solani
Lineage: Eukaryota; Fungi; Basidiomycota; Agaricomycetes; Cantharellales; Ceratobasidiaceae
Product: hemolysin-III channel protein
Exons: 11
Coding region: 1-1791 (596 amino acids)
Cellular component (GO): membrane
Molecular function (GO): signaling receptor activity; protein binding
Source: RefSeq, a predicted model, not a curated record
AUGAAGGUGUCCUCCCAAUUCAGACCACAAUAUUCAUGGUUAGGAUGUGCCCGUUCGGUUUUUGGUUAUUUACACAAUGAAACAGUCAAUAUUCAAACUCACCUUUUCGGGGCUCUUGGAUUUUUGUUCCUUCUCUUCGAUGCGCAAGAAACAGAGUCUAGCUAUAACACAUUGACCUGGCGAGACCGUGUUGUGUUCAGGCUGGCCAUUAUCGCCGCGAUAGUUUGCCUCGCUACAAGUACGCUAUUUCACACAGUUACUUGCCAUUCCCCCAACGUUGCAAAGAAGUGUAAUGCUUUAGAUUACACAGGGAUUAUUGUGGUGUCCGUUGGGACAUUCUACCCGACCCUUCACUAUGGCUUCUUUUGUGACUAUUACUUAAAGACCGUUUAUAUCACCUCCAUUACGGUCGGAGGAGCCGCCUCCGCCUAUGUAGUCUUGCAGCCAGACUACGCGACUCCUGCUUACCGUUGGGCGCGUACAUCCGUCUUUUAUGCGCUCGGAGUCGUUGCGCUUGUCCCGCUAGUCCAUGCCUAUUUUUCAUAUGGCCUGGAGCGAAUGCAGAAUGAAAUGGGGCUUCAUUGGCUUUUAGCAUGCAUUUGCUUCUACGUAGUCGGAGGAAUGAUUUAUGGCUGUCGCGUUCCAGAGCGUUGGAUGGCUGGUACGUUCGAUUAUUUUGGAGCAUCGCAUCAGAUUCUCCACAUAUGUGUCGUAUUGGCGAUGUUGUCGAACUACAAGGCAAUGUUGACUGGACUGGAGUAUUGGCAUGGGAAACGCGCGGGAACAUGUGGUGUGAAAUUGGGCCAACUCGACCUUCACUUUCGCGCCACCACGAUGUCAUAUAUUCUUAACCUACCACUUGAUAUUCUCGCUAUUAUAAUUGCCCACGUUGAGCCCCAUGAUCUUUGUAGAAUAGCUCUCGUAUCGCGUCUAUUAAAUAGCCUUGCCACUCCCAAGAUAUAUGAAGAAGUGAUAUACGGCGAUGCACUUGCUCAAAACUGGGGAAAGGUUUUAUGCCCACUCAAGACAUUGAACUCACGCCCAGACCUACUGGUUCGCCUUAAAUCGCUAGACCUCACCAGUGUACCUUGGGAUGAACCAGAUAAAAAUCACUCUGCGCCGGAGUUCUUCGUGAGCUAUCAAGAGGUUCUAAAAGCUGCGCAGAACCUACAGAGGCUGGCUAUUGGACGAUAUGAAGACGGCUUCUUGGGCGAACUUAUUUGUACUCCCAACGAGCUUAUUUCCUCCGCCCAGGACCAACCCAAAACCCGCGGAAGCGCGCUUCUCCAUCUACCCAGCUCAACAGAGUAUUUGUUGCUUCGCCAACCGGGCGAGAGUAUCAUUCAUGGACUGGUCACUUUGGCUAACUCUUCCCAGCUCUCUGGACUGACUAACUUGCGCAUUAUUGCGAAUGAUUGCCUUCUACCUGCCGGAUUGUCGACUAUUCUAACCAACACACCCAAUUUGAAAGCGUUGGGCAUUAUCAGAUGCGCCUGCAUUACGCUUCCGAACUUGUUGAGUAGUAUUGGACAUCUAAAACUGGACAUGCUCGAGUUUGGAUGGGCAAGUCGUAAUGGCGGGCUUGAGAGGUCACAAAUUUCAUUUCCAAGUUUGCCCAUGCUUCGUGAAAUUUCACUGAGAAAUAUACCGGUAGUUUAUCCAGGUGGUUUCCGACACGAUCAGUCUCGAUCUGCGACUAAAGAUCAACUGCUAUACGUACUUGAUAACAUAUGCUGCGCAACACUAUCGGUGUGUGGCGACCUCAAAUCCGUUUGGUCAUCGCCGAGCUAA